AUGCUGUCAGCUGCAGAACGCGCAACUCUCUCCGCCGCCAUUCGUGGACGUGUGCCGUCGUCCGUAACGAUUCGCAGCUGCUACGAUGCGAGGAACAAAAUCUCGAACGCAUUCAAUCCAAUGAUAAGGAGAGAUGGGGCUUCAAUCGUGAAAGAAGGAGAUCCGCUUUUCAUGACUAGAGCAACCUUCGACCACCAUAUGUUGUCGCAAAGGACUCAGUGUGCUGAUUCAAGCUUCGGGGUUAGACCAACUUUCUGGCAGAAGCGUUUUCUGGUUUUGACGAGGAUGUACCAACGUCAGAGUGAGAUCCCAGAACUUGUGGCUAAUGGAACAUUGAAUCGUAUGCACGAUCGCAUGCGCAUCGUGACCACGUUCGCUUUGGUCUGCGGCUUCUUCGCUUUAUUCUACUAUUCCCAUGCUACCAACGUCGCAAGAGUGAUGCGUGAUCGUGAAGCCGGUGUUACCAUGCACUCGUAA
Molecule: messenger RNA, 477 nt
Organism: Necator americanus (New World hookworm)
Lineage: Eukaryota; Metazoa; Nematoda; Chromadorea; Rhabditida; Ancylostomatidae
Exons: 5
Coding region: 1-477 (158 amino acids)
Source: RefSeq, a predicted model, not a curated record